Messenger RNA from Ordospora colligata OC4, 3309 nucleotides. RefSeq names its product myosin heavy chain. Lineage: Eukaryota; Fungi; Microsporidia; Ordosporidae. Gene Ontology annotation, cellular component: cytoplasm; actin cytoskeleton; vesicle. Gene Ontology annotation, biological process: actin filament organization; vesicle transport along actin filament. Gene Ontology annotation, molecular function: actin filament binding; ATP binding; microfilament motor activity. The record is from RefSeq and is a predicted model, not a curated record. Bases 1 to 3309 code for a protein of 1102 amino acids. The transcript has a single exon.
AUGCAAAGUGGCGAUCUUUGCGAAAUAGACGAUUUGAGUGAGAAUACAAUUGUCGAUGUUCUUGAGAAAAGGUAUUUUGAAUGUAUGAUGUAUACAAGGUCUGGAGUGGUGUUUCUGGCUGUCAAUCCAUACACAGGAGUAGAUUCUCACAACAAUGGCUCAGUCAGUGAAUGUUUUGAUAGAGAUAAAGAGAUUGUUCAUGUAUGUAAUGUUGUAGAGUCAUGCUAUAGAGAUUUUUGUGUACAUGGAGAUCAAACAAUUGUUAUCAGUGGUGAAUCUGGAUCAGGUAAGACAGAAAAUGCAAGGCUUAUGAUAGAUUAUCUAUUAAGAAAGUUGAAGAGCGAGCAAUUUAUUCACGAUAACAUAAUUGCUGCUAAUACUGUGCUAGAAGCAUUUGGAAAUGCUCGUACACGCCUUAAUGACAAUAGCUCUAGGUUUGGUAAGAGAAUAAAGCUGCUUUUCAGUGAAGAUGCAAGUAUUACUGGAGCAGUGUUUGAGACCUAUCUUCUUGAAAAGAGCAGAGUUACGCAUCAUGAGCAAGGAGAGAAAAACUUCCAUGUGUUUUAUCAACUAUGCGCCGCACAUCAGAUAUUUAUCAAGAAUGAUUUUAUCGACACAUCGAAUAUAUCAGACACUACAGAAUUCAAAGAUUAUGCCAAAGAAUACACCAAAGUGUUCUCCUCAAUGGAGCAAUUAGGAAUACAAAAUGCUAAGCAAAUUGAAAAAUACCUGAUAGGAAUUCUAUAUUUGGGUUCUAUUAACUUUGUGAGCGAUGGCAUUCUGAAAGUGAUGAGAAAUGAUUGUUUUGUUGAGUUCUGUAGGAUAUAUAGUAUUCCUGAAGAUAUUGUUGAAGAAGCAUUGGUUAAAUUUUCGAUUCAAGUCAAAGGAGAGACAAUUGAAGUAUUCAAUACACAAGUACAGGCCAUCACAAUAAGAAAUUCCAUGGCAAGAUUACUAUAUUCAAGUAUAUUUAACUACAUUACAUCAUGUAUAAACAAUCGAUUGAAAGGCGAAGGUAACACAGGCUCUAUUUCUGUGCUUGAUAUAUUUGGAUUUGAAGCAUUCAAAAGCAAUGGGCUUGAUCAAUUUUGUAUCAAUUGGACAAAUGAAAAAAUCCAAAGUGAGUUUGUUAGAAAGAUUUUGAAAGAAAAGCAAGAAGACUAUAAGAAUGAAGGUAUUGUGUGGAAAACCAUCGAACGUCCAACGGUGAAGCAGUGCAUUGUUGAUAUUGAAAAGCCUUGUGGAUUGGUUGAUCUGAUAAGUGAGGAGAGUCAGAAUUCAUGGGGCAGUGCAGCAAAUCUUGGCACUAAAAUAAAAAACUAUCUUGGUCAAAGCAUAAAAACAACAGUGGAUGAUAGAAUAGUAAUAUCGCAUUAUGCAGGAGAUGUGGAAUAUGGCCUUAAGUCAUUCAUUGAGAAAAACAAGGAAAGAGGAAACUUAAAGAUAUUUACAGGGAUGCCAAUUGCCACUGAUGAUAACAGCAAAAGAGAUUUAGUAAGGUAUUUUAAGCACUCUAUGAAUGAACUAUUGGGCUCCAUAGGUAAGACUCAAGUCAAAUACAUCAAGUGUCUAAAACCAAAUCUCUACAAAAAACCAGGAGUCUUCGAUAGAGCAUUGAUAUCCAAACAGUUAUUUGAAUGUGGGAUUCUACAAGCAAUCAGAAUAAGUAAGCAGUGUUUCGCACAGGAAAUGCUCUUUAAAACCUUUGAAAAUAGAUACAGUAUGCUUGGAGAAUGUAUUUACAGAGUUGUGGAUGUCAUAAAGGGAAAUAAUAAAUACUUCAUGAGCAACCAGAUACUGGAUGUGUUGGAGAGCUGUAGAAAUCAUGCUUAUAGCGAAUGUUUUAGAAUUAUUAAAAUAUCAUUGCAAGCACAUUUGAAAAAACAUCCACAAGAAAAGAAGCAGAAGAUUCUGUUUGUAAAUGAAAAUUGCGAUGAGUAUAAGAAAAAGCUUAUCAAUGAAGCAUCUACUCCAGUCAUUAUAGAAUGCGAUGAUAUGAUGUUGAAAGAUAAAGAAUCACUGAUUACAAGUUGCUCUAGCAUUGAUAUUAAUGAUAAACACAGCAAUGAAGGUGAAACCAAUAGAACAUAUAGUGAGAUAAUUAAAGAUCUGGAAUUGAAGAUAGAGCAGUACAAAAGAUUCUGUGAAACACCUUGCAGAACCUGUAAAUCGCUUGAGAUGAAAUACAAGUUCCAAAGUGAAGCAUUGAAGAAAAAAAACAUGGUGGAAUUGGAACUUGAGAAGUAUAAGGCAAAAGUAGAGGAUUUAGAAAGAAAACUGUCUGAAAGGGACGACGAAGAAUCUCAAAUAAGCGUUUCAUUCACGAAUUCGUACAAUAUUUUUAGUUGUUUAAUCCAGUUGUAUUUAGAAUUUGCACCAUCAUUUUCAAACGAGGAAGUUCCAAGACCAGAGAUGUUAAGUUUGGCUCAUUCAGCAUUCUAUGUGGUAAGUAAGCUUGAUAGAGAUGCAGUUGAAACCAGUGUUAACAUAAUGGAUGAAAUAUAUCUUAAAUUGAAGAUGUUUGAGAGGAACAUCCACAAAAUCUCAUUUAUAUUGUCCAACCUGAUUGAAUAUCAAAGCAUCCUUAGAGAAAAAGGCAUUUUUGUGGAAGAGAUAGAAAAUCUGAUAUCAAUAUUAUUCAAACACCUUUGUGAAUUGCAAAGAGUGUCUAUACUUGAAGUAUUACCAGAUGCUGUUGUUGAGCAUCAACAGAUUUCUAGAUUCAAAUGUAAUGAAGGAUACCUCAAGAAGAUUUUCAAGCCACCUCAUGUUUCAAAACUGAUUCGGCUUCUUGAAUAUUUCUAUCACCAAAUGCUGUAUUAUCACAUUCCAGAGCCAUAUGUUGUAGAAUCUGCUAACUAUAUACUGAAAACAAUCAAUACAUCAGUUUUCAACGAGAUCCUUGUCCGCAAGAAUUUUCUUUCAUUCAACAGAGGAGUGCAGAUAAACUAUAAUAUUAAUGAAAUAGACAAGUUUUGUAGAAACAUCAACUAUUCGGAAGGUAUGUUUAAUUUAUCGCAUAUUACAUCAAUUAUAAAACUGAUCAAUCUUGUAGAAGCACGCGCUACAGCAGAUAGCAUUCUAGAUGAAUGCUCAAUCCUUAAUUGCAUACAAAUAAAUGAGAUAGUUGCAAGGUUGGAUUCAGAUGCAUCAUAUCAUUUUGGAGAAGAUAACAGAGAAGACAAGUUUGUUCAAGAUCCCACAAUAAGCAUGCCUAACUAUACAAGCACAUCGCUUCAUGAUUUUAUAUGCCCAAGAUAUAUUCCUUCAGAAAGUCUGAUGUCUAUACUGAAAUCAAUCAAUAAAUAG